This is a messenger RNA of Salvelinus sp. IW2-2015, 1753 nucleotides long. RefSeq names its product exosome component 1 (gene exosc1). Gene Ontology annotation, cellular component: cytoplasm; nuclear exosome (RNase complex). Gene Ontology annotation, molecular function: RNA binding. NCBI's taxonomy places the organism in Eukaryota, Metazoa, Chordata, Actinopteri, Salmoniformes, Salmonidae. The record is from RefSeq and is a predicted model, not a curated record. Gene Ontology annotation, biological process: RNA processing.
AAAGAUGGCGGACAAACCUUUCCGUCAAAGACAUGAGCUCAGGUCACAUCCAAUCGGCUUGCGUUCUGCUCUUCUUGAAAACAUGUCGCCCAUGAAGCUGUGUGUUCCAGGUGAUAGACUAUGCAGCACAGAAGACUGUAUGCCCGGUACUGGGGUGUACCUACGACACGGCUACAUCUACUCCUCGCUAGCAGGCUACGUACUCAGGAAGAACGAAGGAGAGGAGCUACCAGUCAUCUCGGUGGUGAGAGAAACCGAGGCUCAGCUACUACCAGAUGUAGGAGCCAUAGUCACCUGUAAGGUGACCAGUAUCAACCCCAGGUUUGCCAAGGUCCACAUCCUCUACGUUGGUUCCACACCACUGAAGGACCGUUUUAGAGGAACCAUCAGGAAAGAAGAUGUACGAGCAACAGAAAAAGACAGGGUGGAGACGUAUAAAAGCUUCCGUCCUGGAGACAUCGUCCUGGCUAAAGUCAUCUCCCUGGGAGACGUCCAGUCCAACUACUUGUUGACCACAGCAGAGAACGCUGGGGUGGUGGUAGCCCACAGCGAAGCAGGAGCCCAGAUGGUCCCAGAUGGUGCUAUCAGCUGGUGUGAGAUGCAGUGCCCGCGGACGCACGCCAAGAGUUCCGCAAGUGCCCAGGUGCAACCUGAGUACCUGCAGGCCUGAGCAGGGACCAGCGGGCGGCGUGCACCCCACACCUCUCCAGCCCCCCGGCAGGGACCCUUUCCCUCCUCAAGGAACACACAGCUUCCCUAUCUCUGACAGAGACAAACACACUCACACUUGGGAUUGUAAACAAUGCAUUGUGAGUACAAAGGACCAAAAUAUCUAGAGGUCAUGUACACGAAUCCAUGGGUAUUGACUUGACACACACACACAGAGCCUUAUGUUCAGGGGGAUACCUCUACACACACGCACACAGAGCCUUAUGUUCAGGGAUACCUCGACACACACACACAGAGCUUAUGUUCGGGGGGAUACCUCAACAGUAGAUUCCUCCCUCCACAACCUACAGCAAGGCAGCAUGUUUCUCUCCUGGUUCUACAAAGCUACAGUAGAGGUGCAGGAUUUUGCUCCAACUCAGCACUAGGACACCUGAUUCAAAUGGUCACUGGGGCCUUGAUUGGCUGAAUCAGUCUCGUUAGUGCUGGGCUGGAACACAAGCCUGCACCCAUGUACCCCUUCAGAAGCAGGAAUAAAUAACACUGAUCUGGGGUUACCUUCUGAUCCAUACCCUUCUCCUCUGAAGUGUGCUCUCAUGUAUCCCCCAUGGAUUUACUAGCAUAUGUCUUCCACCAGUCCUUUCCUUUUAAAUCCAUGAGGGGUAGUGAAUGAGUGCACACUUUUGUGGGGGGAAAGGGUGUAGAAUCAGACCACAGCCCUGGUGUGACAGUCACCAGUACAGACAGGCCCAAUUCCAAAUCGACCCUUAAACCCUACACGCUAGUGAGUAGGGCUUGAUUUGGCUUGGGCCUUAGACGGCUAACACUUGGGAUGUUGAAGUAAAGCGCUGGAAUUGAAACUGUCAUUUUGUGGCGGCACCGUUAAAGACUCAUACGACCACGUGGUCCUUUCUGCACCAAGUCAGAGAGAUGGAGAUGUCUUGUUGGUUUCUCUGAGUUGUUUCUUCUGUCGUUUCAAAACAUACUUCUUUGUUUCUUUGUCUCAUUCUUCCUGUACUUGUCAGCAGAGGCACGUGUUUUUAUGAGUCAAAUAAAGUGAAUACCAAAGUGCAUCAUGUAUGAACUA